GAUCGAAAGUCGUCGUCAUAAAAGCGACCAUUUAAACGGCGAAAACACGUGUCGCUGGGGUGGACACGUCCUUUUAUAUUACGCUUACUUAGUCGCAUACGAGCUCCGUCACGCUAUGCGUAGAUACGCGUGUGUCGCGUGCACGUUAUCGGAUCAUCGUCGGAAUAUAGAACGCGUUUUAUACCCACACGUAGCACACGCACACACGCGUACGCAUACGUUCAUCAAGAUGCGCGACACGCGCACGUACUUCGCAUAGUCUUCCUGGCACGCUUUUAGGAUGGAAAAACGCAUUGCGUCGAGAGCCACCGUCCUUUCGUCGACCUGUCCACGCACUCAUUGUCAGUUGCCACGAUAUAUACACGAAUACGAGUGACGUGUAAGAAUUACGGUUAUUCUUCUGUGUAACAUUAUUAUUAUAUGAAAUAAAGUUUCGAGUUUGUCGUGAUAAGAUUAACGAUUGUAUAGAGAAUAUUUCGCAAUUACCUUACGUUUUCUUCACAAAUUCGAAAAUAAUUUUUAGCAAACAUAUCGAGGAAUGUCAUCGCGUUGACAUUUUUUCAAUUUUCAAUAAUAUACACGUGCACAUAUGAGAGCGUCAAGUAACCGAUUUAGAUUUACGAAAAUGAGAAAAUCGCGUAUUGGCAUUUCGUUUCAAAUAAAUUGAUAUAAAAUCGCUGAAGAAGCUCCUUUUUAUCUUGCUCCGUUUUACGAAACUCCGAUAAGGAAGGAAGCGAAGCGCGUAAUUAUCUCCGAAGUUACUUUCGCACACCUAAUUUCUUUCGCACUCACACCGUGCGUUCACCGAAAAAAAAAAAAAGAAAAUGAAUCACAAAGACCGCUAGAUAAUAGACGGGACGAAAAGCCGGGAAGGGUCGAUAUACAUAAUUUUAUGAUGCGCGCAAUCGCCAGCGAUCGCAUACGCACGUGCCUGUGUACAAUCGCGACUCGCACACAUAUACAUACACACCUCACGCAUACACAUGCAUAUGGGUUUUGUGUACAUGCGCGCGACUCGAUGGCCGUGGCUAUGGCCUUACGAUUUCCCCCUCCGUUCCCUCUCCCCAUCUCCGUCGACAGAAUCGCGCGCGCAGUACGGUACGGAGAGACAUGAGAAGUGGUGGGAGUAAGAGAAGGCGAGAGAGUAGCUCGCAGUAGUAACGGAGACGGCGAGGCUCGUGCGUGCGAGCGAACGAACGAACGAACGAGCGAGCGAGCGAGAGAGAGAGAGAGAAACGCGGAAUCUGUAGUCUCGAGCGGCGGACGGGGACGCGAGAAAGAGAGAGGGAGAGUGUGUCGCGAGCGUGUGUCUAACCUAGGCUAGUGGCGUUUAGUGGCGGCUAGGCUAGGCAAACCGAGACUCCUCCGUCCCGUUCAGUGUUGUUCCGCGCGCGCUCCCCGGUCGAAGCUUCAUCUCUCGUUCCGUGCGCGCGUAUCCAGUCGUGUGACACACAGUUUUUCGCGUUUUUUCUUCCCGGUCUUUACAAAAGACAAUCGUAUGAAAUAUAAAGAGGAGGAGAGAUUUUUUUUUUCACGCGUUUUCUCACGCGCCGAGACGCGACGCGACGCGACGCGCCCCACUCGGGCGCCGCUCGAUGUAAACAAAAGCGGAGGGAUUGUUUAUUUGGGUUUGUGUUAUCUGAAAGUUUGGCAGUGUGAGUUGAACAAUUUGUAGCAUCGUUUCAUUACGUCGAUCGUAAUAUACGGAAUGGAAUAGUGUGACAAUUUAGCGAUAAGUUUUGAGCGAUCGCUAAACUUGCUGGGACUAGAUGUUACGAGGCGAAGAAAGUUGCGAGAAGAAAGUGAAAAAGAAAUUUCUUUUUUGUUUUUUUGGAACUGUCGUAAAAGGAAUACGUAAUAGUAUUUAAUUUGAAUCGAAUUGUUACCGGCUUUUCGAGCUAUGAUAUUUCGGAGUGAACUUUAAUCGAUCAAUUGUCGAUGAUUUAACGCCGAAACGAUGUUGUUGCAUCAUUGACAUUGUAAUUUAGUGUAUUGUCUUCAAGCACGUGAUACCGAAGUGAUUCGAGAGACACGGAUUCCCUCCAGUUCGCGUAAUCUUCUCCACGAUCGAUUAUCCGCGAUCGAUUAUUUUGACGUUUUGUCGUUCUUCUUUCGCGAAAAAAAAAAAUCUCCCAAACAGCGUGUGCGUGGGUGAACGCGUGGCCGUAUUCGUGUGUCGUGCACGCGCGUGAUGCAAGUCGCAUGGGCUGUCGCAAUCAUUCGCUCCGAUAAAUAAUCGCGACAGAUCGACGCGCAUUCCUCCCUCUCUUUCUUUCUCGAAGAAAGAAAAUUAUCGCGAGGGUGGGAAGACUCGCGUAACUCGAGAAGGGAACCUCGUUCGGUGAAUAAAGUGUGAGUGCGGAAGAAAUUCAGGUGUGCGAAAAUCUCGGAGACGAUUGCGCGCUUCGUUUCCUUCCUCUUCGGAGCUCCGCGAAACGGAACGAGGUACAAUAACGCGUGAAAAAAAAAGGAAGAAUCGUCCGGGAGCAGCAUCAGACGAAAGAGGAGAAGUCCCGGAGAGGUGGUUUUAGAUGUUAGAAGGCGCGGGGGUGGCUAAAGUGGCCCCGCCGCCGGGUCCCGAUGCCGGUCCCCGUAUCGCAAACGCCUACACUGACCUCCACCCUCGUACCCAAGGAGGAAUCAAACAUGCCUUUCAUAGACGACGAGCUAUUCUGGUACUCUGACAAUGACGGAAAAAUGGAUUUGACCCAGUGCCUUCAGAGCAACACGGGUCAAUCGGUGGAAUUCUCGCCGAUGGAGUUGAGUGCUCUGGUAGGGACGCCGGCGGCUCCGAACGUGCCGGCGGAGGAGGGCGCGGGGAUGUCCACAGCGGAGGAAAUUUUCGAUCCCUUGGAUUUCCUGCGGGAACUCGAGGCGGAGGCCAGCCAACCCACCUCAACCACAACCCCCUCCUCCUACAGACGACAGAGGCACAAUAUUGCCGCCGCGAAUCCUCUGUUAGCGGAAAAAUUGGCGGCCCCGUCGACGCAAACGUCUCCGACCUCCAUCCCUUACGCUUCGAGGGCGGAAAUCAAGACCGAGAACAUUAAACCGGAGCCGAGCAUAGUGGACACAAGGGAAGUCCAACCGCACGAUACAGGCGAGAAAGAACAAUUAGGCCUCGCGAACGUGAAAGUGGAGCCGGGAUCCACAAGUGCUGCGACCACCACCAGUAGCACGGGAACCCGUCUGCUCCACGGGAUCCUCUCCCAGCAUCACCAGCAACACGGUCUGGCACUGCAGAACGGAUAUGGCCGACACUUGGCCGGUCACGCUCAGAUGGGCCAGCCGCCUUACACUACUGCCGCCACGAGUACGCCAGGAAGCGGAUCACUGCCAGCAAGCCCAGCGGACAGCGGAGUCAGCGAUGUCGAGUCCAGCACAUCCUCCGGCGGCAACGAGGACGCGAAUCUCUUACUGAAAGCCAGGCUCAACCCUAAUUCGUCCCUCCAGCCAGGUCUGGCGUCUCAUCACUCUCAUCUGUCGUCGGCACUCGGCGGCAGGUCAGCCUGUCACAGCCCCGGCGUUUACCCGUCGACGGCGACCUUUUUGCCGCCCUCCUAUCAUCCGCAUCAGCAUCAUCCCUCCCAGUAUCAUCCGCAUCGAGGGAGCUCGCCGCACCAUCAGCACAACAACCACACCAUGGGUUCGACGAUGGGGCCGCCCCACCACCACCACCACCACCAUCACCAUCAAACGCAGAGUCUGCAGCACUUGCAUUACCGCCAGCCACCCUCGCUGUCCGAGAGUUACAACAAUUACGUGAACUCCAUGUAUGGCGGAGGCGGUCAAUUCGCGACCCCCUGUACCCCAAGCCCACCGCGAGGACCCGGUGGCGUGCCCACGAGUGUGAUUCAAGCGGCCACUAGCUCGGUCUCGGACGAUCUCUAUCUUCUCGAGUUGGGCUUCCCGCCGCGCUCGAAGAAAAGCAAGCUGAAGAAGCCGCGGCAGGGCGAGGGUGGCGGCGCCGCCGUGAAGCGGAAGUCGCGCGAGGGUUCGACCACGUAUCUGUGGGAGUUUCUGCUCAAGCUGCUGCAGGACCGGGAAUACUGUCCGCGCUACAUCAAGUGGACGAAUCGCGAACGGGGCGUCUUCAAGCUGGUUGACAGCAAGGCGGUCUCGCGUCUCUGGGGCCUGCACAAAAACAAACCUGAUAUGAAUUACGAGACGAUGGGUAGAGCUUUGCGUUACUACUAUCAGCGCGGUAUUCUCGCGAAAGUGGACGGCCAACGGUUGGUUUAUCAGUUCGUCGAGGUGCCGAAGGACAUCGUCGAGAUCGAUUGUACAGGCGCAUGAGACAGGGUACCGGCCCGUCCCGCGGGGAACGAGGAGAAGGAGCUGUUGCUGCGGCGGCAACGCGGUGCCGGUAUCUUGACGCGGGCUCGACGUCGACCGCCGUUAUCGUCGACGCUGCUUACGUUGCGACGUCGCGGACCCGUCGCGGGAUUUCGUCCGCGCGAAAGAACGCCGUCCAACGAUUCUUCCCGCCGAGACGCGCCGACCUGGCACACCCCUCAAACGUUGUAAAAUGCAUUCUUUCUCUUUUCCUCACUGUAUCUCCUUCUCUCUCUCUCUCUCUCUCUCUCUCUCUCUCUCUCUUCAUUCUCUUUCUCUGUCUGUCUCUCCCUUCCUGCUUCUCUAUUUUUUUUUCUACCUUCCUUUUCUCUCUAUACUUCUCUUUAGCUUCGUUUGUUCCUUGUAUUAUACCUAUGUAAAUGUAUAUUAAGGCGCCGGAUGACGCGACGUCGUCGGAGGUGGUCCCGACCCAGUACCUCGUCCUCCUCCUGCGGUCCGUUUCUUUCCCGUGUGUCCGAAAAUCGCGUAGGAUCGAGAUCGGAUCGGCAUCGUGUGAUUGGCGGCGCCCGAAUCGUUGAAAUUUGUACAAAAUUUAGUUCUUAACGCGUCGAGAAGAGGAAACUGAAGAUUUUAUCUCGGGGUGUACCUUUUAUGAAAGGACGCCGUGGACAAAUUACUUAAGCGUGAGGCAUCGGAAAAAGAAAAUUGUACAUUCGAAAAAUAUAUAUAAAUUAUUUAUUGUAUAUUAGACGUUUAUAUAUGUGUGUGUUACUUAAGGAAAUUGUUAUGCGCGUUUUAUCCAUGCAAAUGGUUAACGUACGAAAACGGAGGAAAGUUUAGAGGAACAAAAAACAAAAAUGUAACGAAAUGAGGGCUGUGAAAGGUUUAUGGUAUCGAGAGGAGAGGUAAAGAGACGAGAUAUGAGCACGGCGAAAGAAUGAGAGACAAUGUCUCUCAAAGUUUCACGGAGCGAGCUCAGGUAGGGAUACACAUUAUAUUUUUUUAAGUAUAAGCGGAAGGGAUCGGCCCUUUCAAUUUGUGAGCCGACGAGCUCAACAACGCAAGGUGCUGGUUAAUAUACAUACACACAUAUACACAUGCACACACACCGAGGUCCAAGAAUAUUAUUUAGCAACCUAGUGUUACUGAUUCGUAUAAAGAUUAUUGAGACAGACAUUAUAUUAUAUCUCUGUGUAUAUAGAUAUAAAGAAUUUACCUUUAGUAAAAAAAUAUAUAUAUAUAUAUAUAUAUUAUAUUGAAUAUAUUAUAUAUAUUAUAUAAAUAUAUAUUAUAUGUUAUGUAGUAAAAAUGGAACAACGUUGAUGUGUCUCUAUGAGAUUUGUCGUCACAUCCGGCGACACGCGUACGGAGCUUAACCGUCUCGUGCGCUCGCGACGUCUCUCCUUCAAAACUGGAAUGAAUUUUAUACAUUUAAAAACGUGUCUGCCGAUCGCGUUCGGCCCUCUUUUUUAGUCGCAGUCGUUGCAACGCACAUACAUUGCUCUCGUCUCAUAUGCUCAGACUGAUCGGAGACGUCGCAUGUAAAACAGAGAGAAAGCUCACCCGGGGCGCGUAAUAAUAAAGCGUUAACCCUAGAGUAAAAUUUAACUUAUUGGCGCCUCGGGACGCGUGACGCGCGCGAAUGCAAGUGUAUCCUACGUAGCUCGUAAGUUUUUUGUACAUAAAGAUGAAUCGUCGCAAAAAAAAUAUAUAUGUUUAAGAAAGAAUGUAUGUUGUCAGUUAUCUCCUCGCGAGAGUUAUCCGCGGGAGAAAAGGAACGACGUAAAGGGAAAGGAAGCGAGGAGUUGUAUAGAUCAUGCGCGAUGUUAAAACGUAACAGCGACGCGUGUUUCACAGCGUGUUGACACAGACCGAUUUUGCAUUACAGCCUCGGAAUAUUCCGAUGAAACGAGAAAAAAAUAUACAGUACAUAUUUGAACAGUGAUCCAGUGCUGCCAAUAAUGCCUGUAAACGGUCCCUUCGGCAUUUAUCACUCGAUUUGAAAUCUUUUCCACUCGAGUGCGCGGUGCUAGCUAGAUCGAUCAAUGUUUCAGGGGACACCAGACAUACCGAUGAUACAAAGCAAAUUGCCUUCUCGUAUUAACAAAGACGUGUUGCCUUCUAACAAAAAAAAAAAAGAUGCAUAUAAAAGUUCUAGCGAUUUAUAUCGUUAAUACCGUCACUUUGUCCA
Messenger RNA from Cataglyphis hispanica, 6487 nucleotides. RefSeq names its product ecdysone-induced protein 74EF (gene Eip74EF). Gene Ontology annotation, biological process: regulation of transcription by RNA polymerase II; cell differentiation. Lineage: Eukaryota; Metazoa; Arthropoda; Insecta; Hymenoptera; Formicidae. Gene Ontology annotation, cellular component: nucleus. The transcript is spliced from 8 exons. Gene Ontology annotation, molecular function: sequence-specific DNA binding; DNA-binding transcription factor activity, RNA polymerase II-specific. The record is from RefSeq and is a predicted model, not a curated record. The coding region runs from base 2581 to 4296 and encodes 571 amino acids.